AACCAACAAGCAAAAUCCCCUUGUCGCCCGGGCAACUUUAUGCUCUGAAUUUGUGACGUUUGAUGGCAAAUGUUUCAAAACGUCUACUUCCGCAUACGUCCGCAUGACGUAAUCCCAGGCGCUCAACGCCAUUUCCCCGAUUUCUUUUGGUAGCGGAUAAACGUGCUGAAGCCUCCAUCACGGCUCGAAACGUUUCGGAUGAAAUCUUGUAUGCGGUCAAACUUGUCUCGUGCACGCUGAGGCUUCGCGGCCUCGCUUAGUUUGGCUUAUCUUCGGUUAGCUUAGCUUAGCUUAGCUUGAGGCGUUUGCGAUCAAGCACACCGCCAAGUCUGGUGUGAAAAUGUGCGCAAGAGGCGCAGCAGGCUCCGAGGGCGAAGUUUGGGCCGCAAAAGAGCGACAAAGUCAACUUGGGGACGCUGUUUGCAAGGUGCGGCCUCCAGUGUUGCUGCACAGAGCAGACGUCAGUGAAGGUCUUCGUCCUGAGUGGCCUCGCAUUAAAAAGGAAGAGGACGAUGAAGAGCGCCACCAUAUUAAAGAGGAAGAGGAGGAGGAAGAGCUCCCCCACAUUAAAGAGGAGGAGCUGCAGUGCCUUUACAAUAAACGGACAGAAGAGCCUCCUCACAUUAAAGAGGAGAAGUGGGAGCACUUUCACAUUGAGGAGCAGCAGCAGCAGCAGCAGACGGCCCGCAUCAAAAAGGAGGAAGAGCCCCCGUACGUGAAAGAGGAGGAGGAGCGUGUCACAGGGUUGCCAUCGACCGGUGUCCCCCUGAAGAGGGAAGAUGAAGGUCCAAGUGAGAACAGCGGAGGGGCGGAGCCUGCGAGCAGCGGCAGCAGCUCGAGUCGACGCACGACAACAGAAGGUGAAGGAGACCGCCGCGGACCAUCACAAGCAGACGGCCUCCUCGCUCCGCUGUCGGACGGUGACCACGCCACGUCACACUCUCCGUAUACUGAGGAUGAUGAUGAUGAUGAGGCUGAAGGUCAUGAGACAGGUCGCACAGACAAGAAACGAUGGGAAUGUUCUCAUUGUGGAAAAACCUUUGCUUCCAAGUGCAGUUUGAAAGUUCAUAUGACGACACACACUGGAGAAAAACCUUUUGCCUGCUCAGUUUGUGGUAAAAGAUUCUCUCAUCGCGCAAGCUUAAGAAGUCACACAAGAACCCACACGGGUGAGAAACCUUUUGCCUGCACAGUUUGCGAUCAAAGAUUCUCUCAGAAAACAAACCUAAGACAGCACACAAGAACCCACACUGGAGAGAAACCGUUUGCCUGCUCAGUUUGUGGUAAAAGAUUCUCUCAUAACGCAAGCUUAAGAAGUCACACAAGAACACACACUGGUGAGAAACCGUUUGCCUGCUCAGUCUGUGGUCAAAGAUUUACUUUUAAUGGAAGCUUACGAAGACACACAAGGUCACACACUGGAGAGAAACCUUUUGUCUGUUCAGCUUGCGGUAAACGAUUCAUUGAAAAGGGAGACUUAAAAAUACAUACAAGAACACAUACUGGGGAGAAACCUUAUGUUUGCUCAGCUUGUGGCAAAACAUUCUCUGAAAAGGCACAUUUAAGAAUGCACACAAGAACACAUACUGGUGAAAAACCUUUUUCCUGCUUAGUUUGUGGCCAAAUGUUCUCUCACAAAGGAAGCUUAAAAAUACACACAAGAACACACACUGGUGAGAAACCAUUUGCCUGCUCAGUUUGUGGUCAGAGAUUCUCUGAUAAUGGAAGCAUGAGAAGACACACGAGAACACACACUGGUGAGAAACCUUUUCCUUGCUUAGUUUGUGGCCAAGGAUUCUCUCAAAAGGGAACCUUAAAAAUACACACAAGAACACACACUGACGUCAGUGAAGGUCUUCAUCCUGAGUGCCCUCACAAAGAGGAAGAGGAGGAUGAAGAGCACCACCACAUGAAAGGAGAAGUGGGAGCACUUUCACAUCGAGGAGCAGAAGCACACCGCCCACAUCAAAAAGAAGGAGGAAGAGGAGGAUGUCACGGAGUUGCCAUCAACUGGUGUCCCUCUGAAGAGUGAAGAUGAAGGUCCAAGUGAGAACAGCGGAGGGGCGGAGCCUCCGAGCAACGGCACCAGCUCGAGUCGACACAUGACAACAGAAGGCGAAGGAGACCGCCGCGGACCAUCACAAGCGGACGGCCUCUUAGCUCCGCUGUCAGACGGUGACCACGCCACGUCACACUCUCCGUAUACUGAAGAUGAUGAUGAUGAUGAGGCUGAAGGUCAUAAGACAGGUCACACAGGCAAGAAACGACGGGAAUGUUCUCGGUGUGGGGACACUUUUUGCUCAUAAGAGAUAUUUGAAACGACACAAGAACGCACACUGGGGAGAAACCUUUUGCCUGGUCAGUUUGUGGCCAGAGAUUCUCUGAACGUUCAAGUUUAAGAAGACACGCGCGAACACACACUG
Molecule: messenger RNA, 2423 nt
Organism: Phycodurus eques (leafy seadragon)
Lineage: Eukaryota; Metazoa; Chordata; Actinopteri; Syngnathiformes; Syngnathidae
Product: gastrula zinc finger protein XlCGF57.1-like
Exons: 3
Coding region: 341-2032 (563 amino acids)
Biological process (GO): regulation of transcription by RNA polymerase II
Cellular component (GO): nucleus
Molecular function (GO): RNA polymerase II cis-regulatory region sequence-specific DNA binding; DNA-binding transcription factor activity, RNA polymerase II-specific
Source: RefSeq, a predicted model, not a curated record